Columba livia (rock pigeon) is the source of this 2023-nucleotide messenger RNA. It is a transcript of the gene FAM187A, whose product is annotated as family with sequence similarity 187 member A. The record is from RefSeq and is a predicted model, not a curated record. The transcript has a single exon. NCBI's taxonomy places the organism in Eukaryota, Metazoa, Chordata, Aves, Columbiformes, Columbidae. Bases 362 to 1603 code for a protein of 413 amino acids.
CUUUCCAUCGCUGCAUCUCCCCUCUGCCCACUCGUUGUCCAGGGCACACACAGCAACGUUCUAGAGCAGCAGGGACAGAGCAGGGGUUCUAGAGCCCGUGUCCCGGGGCACAGCCUGCCCGGGGAGGACACAGUCCGUCCCAGCAGGGAUUUGGCCGGGAUGGGAUAUUGCAGCCGCUGUUUGAUCCCCGCUGUCACCCACGUGCGCUGCAGGCAGGGGAUCGUUUGCAAACCCCGUCUUUGGUGUGUGCGUGGUCCCUGCUCAGCGCCGGCGCUGCCGACCCCAUGCAUGGGCUCCUGCCGCCCCCGCUGAGGACGCGGCGGCUUCUUGGUUCUGCUGGCUGCAGGGAGCACCCGGUGCCAUGCUGGCAAAGCUGCCGGGAGCCACCAUUCUCCUCUGCAUGGUAGACGUUCUCCAUGCCUUUGCGGUUGAAGAGAAAAACACGUUCGCGAGGAUGGCGUGUCCCUCCUACCUGAUGUUCGACAACGCCGCGUACUUGGCCGACAUGACCUUCGAGCUCCCCUGCAACUGCAAACCCGAUACGGUCUCUUCUGUCGUCUGGUACUUCCAGAAGAACAUGGGCGGCCAUGAAACCUCAGUCCUGACGGACUUUUCCGGCACCGUGGUUGUCGACUCGGGCCACGUCCGCUCGGGCAGCAGCAUGCUGAACCGGUUCAGUAUCCGCAUGUUCAGCCUCAUCGUCUUCCGAGCCCAGGAGAAAGACUCUGGCCACUACCUGUGCGGCACGGAGAGAGGGGACUACUUCUACGGCUACGACGUGGACGUGCAGCCCACCUGGGGCAUCGUGGUGGCUUUUGUGGACAGAGGCCAGCACGUCCAGGACGACAGCACGGAGGACGUCCUCACCCUCUUCACCACCUUCUGGGACUGGACCAGGUGCGACCGCUGCGGGGUGAGAGGCGAGCAGCGGCGGAUCGGGCUCUGCUACCUGCAGAGCGCCCUGCUGCACCCUCGCUACCGCACCGCUGUCCCCAACGUCACCUCCUGCGGCUCCGGGGCUGUCCCCUGGCAUUUGCGGCCCCGCAGCCACCUCCGGAGACCCGAGGUGGUCAUCCGGAGCUGCCUGACCUCCUGCCAAAAGAAGAAGGUCCCCAAGGAAGGCGUGCAGACCAUCUCCAACAUCAUUUCCAAGAUGGGCGAGAAGCCCUGGGUGCCCCGCGUCCCCACGCAGUUCCACAAGCAGCCCGUUGGGACUAAACUGAUCCUGGGGUGCCCGGGGGCCCGGCCGGAGCACGCCGUGGCCUGGGACAAGAACUCCGUCCGGCUCUACCGUUCCCGCUUCCUCAUUGGGGUCAACAGCACCAUGAGGAUCUUCAUCGACCACGGGAACCAGCUGCACAUCCAGCGGGUCAAGAUCACCGACAGAGGCACCUACUUCUGCUGGCGAGAGGGCACCAUGGUGGCUGGGUUCCGGCUCAGCGUCUUCUACCGGCGCUGGCGCCGACGGACGCUCUACGACCCGGAGACGACCUACGCGGCCAACAUCAUCGGCAGGAGCUACAUCAUCAUCGGCGCCGUCUUCGUCGCCAUCCACCUCGGCUGCUGCUGCUGGCGGAGGUGCCGGCGCCGUGCCGCGACGUAGCAUCCCCACAGUGGGUCGCUCUGACGCCUCGGACCGUCCUCCCAUUGGGAAUUCCCAAUGUUCUGACCACUCAAAAUGAAAAUGCCACCAGCACCCGCUCAUCCUCCUUUAGGGUUGAGAGUGGGACAGCGAGGACGGACGUGGGGACAUCCCUGCGCUGCAGGUUGGUGCAGUUCGGAGGGACAGACGGACAUUCCGCACCCCGCGGCCGUUCCCGCUGGCUUGGGGAGGGGUUUUAGCUCAAUACAGUCCUUUCCAAAAGAACACUUGGAGCUGUUACAAGAUCUUCUGGCCGAGCUCUACAGAGCUCCCCAUCCGCAUCAGUGAUUUAUUGGAGCUGUUUUUCUAAGGGGCUGCUAAAAAAGAUCCACCAAAUGAUUUUAAUCCAAUUAAUUCUUGCUUUUCUUACCCCUUUAUUUU